AUGUCUACCUCUAGACGUUCUGCCCAUAGCAGCGGAGGGGGUCCAGUAUCUCCCUUUAUCAAAAAGGAUAGAUUUAGAAGGGCUUUCAAAAAGGCAAGGUCCACCAUGCCAAUCAAUAUUAAAAAGGAGGAUCCAGAAGAAAUUGAAGCUAGAGAGAAGAAGCUAUUGGGGGUGGAGAUCGCUACUAAUAAUAUUUCAUCGGUGAAAAAGGAAAAUGAAGAAUUUAAUGAGUUUCCUCUAAGAGCCACAUCGAAGGAAAAAUUAGAGAACAUGCGAACCCAUUUAUUAAAAUUUCAAAGCAAGAAAAAAAUUGAGUUUAAAAAUUCGUUCCAUUUACCUAUUAGAUUGCACAGAAAGGAUACAAGAAAUCUGCAAUUCCAAUUAACAAGAGCUGAAAUUGUACAAAGGCAAAAAGAAAUAGCUGAAUAUAAAAGAAAACAGGAAGAAGAGAAGCGCAAUGACCAUUCAAAUAGCCAUAGUAGAGGCAACUCUUCCAGUGGUCGUAAUGCUACUCCUGUAAGAACAGCUAUGUUACAUGGUACACCAAUUGUAGCAAACGGUAGUAGCAGCAAUUCUAGCAGUGCAUCCAAAUCUUCCACUUCUAAGCCUGCUGCUAAUGCACCCAGUUCCACUGAUGCUAAUAGUGCUGGUAACAUACCUAAUGGAGAUACUAAACAAGGUGCUGAUCAAUCUGCUGCUCAAUCAAAUGAUCAAGUGAUUCCAAUGAUUACAAAAUUAGAGGAAGCAGGUAUAUCAGAACAUCCAGAAAAGGUAGGUAUGGUUAAAUAUGAUGGUCAUGAAGACCCAGAUGCUACAUUUGAAACAGGAACCACGGAUCCAUUUGCUGAUGUUGCGCCAGAUGGAGGUGGACGUGCAAGAAGAGUUAACUCAAAACGUAAAACACGUCAAUUGAAAGUGUUAGAUGAAAAUGCCAAAAAGUUGAGAUUUGAAGAAUUUUAUCCAUGGGUUAUGGAAGAUUAUGAUGGUUAUAACACAUGGGUUGGUUCUUAUGAGGCAGGUAACUCUGAUUCUUAUGUUUUACUUUGUGUGGAAGACGAUGGUAGUUUCACUAUGAUUCCAGCUGAUAAAGUUUAUAAAUUUACUGCAAGAAACAAAUAUGCUACUUUGACCAUUGAAGAAGCAGAAAAGAGAAUGGAUAAAAAGAAUGGGGAAGUUCCACGUUGGUUAAUGAAACAUUUAGAUAAUAUUGGUACCACCACUACUAGAUAUGAUAGAACAAGGAGAAGACUUAAGGCAGUCGCAGACCAACGUAGCGUUGGUGGUGAUGACGAGGAAGAACAUGAUGAUAAUUCUGAAAACGAAUUAGAUUAUGAUGAAGAAUUUGCCGAUGAUGAAGAAGCUCCAAUUAUUGACGGUAAUGAACAAGAAAAUAAAGAAUCUGAACAACGUAUUAAGAAGGAGAUGUUACAGGCCAAUGCUAUGGGUCUUCGUGAUGAUGAAGAUGUUCCAGAUGAUGGGAAAGAUGAUUUGUUCAAUGAAAAGAAGAUUGACGAACAAGGUGAGAGAAUUAAGAAAGCACUACAAAAAACUGAAUUAGCUGCAUUAUAUUCAUCAGAUGAUGAAAUUAAUCCAUAUUUGUCAGAAUCGGAUUAUGAAAAUACAGAGGUUAAGAAAGAAGAUGCAGAAAACAGCAAGGAUAAAAGCGGUAAUGAAUCACCAUCAAAGAAAUCAAAAUCUCCUCAAAUUAAAAAAGAGAAAUCACCAGCUAAGUUGGAGCCUCAAUUAAAAGUCAAAAGUAUUAAAGAUUGCGUUAUUAUAUUAAAAGGUGAUAAGAAAUUACUAAGGAACUUUCCUGCAGGCGAAUGGAAUCCAAAUACUUCUAAACACCAAAGAAAAGAUGAUGUGAAUAAUACUACCGUAGAAUCUACCGCUACAGUUGUUAAAACAGAAGAACCUGAAUCUAAAAAGAUUAAAACUGAAAAUAGUGAUGCCGAUAUACCAUUAAUUACAGAACAAGAUAUUAGAGAUGCGAUUGGUGAUGGUAAGGUAAACGUCAAAGAAUUUGGUAAAGCUAUUAGAAAGAGAUUCCCGGGUGCUGAAAAUAAAAAACUAAUGUUUACAAUUGUUAAAAAACUUUGUAGAAAAGUUGAUAAUGAACAUAUGGAAUUGAAAAAAUAA
Molecule: messenger RNA, 2139 nt
Organism: Arxiozyma heterogenica
Lineage: Eukaryota; Fungi; Ascomycota; Saccharomycetes; Saccharomycetales; Saccharomycetaceae
Gene: TFG1
Product: transcription factor IIF subunit TFG1
Exons: 1
Coding region: 1-2139 (712 amino acids)
Biological process (GO): positive regulation of transcription elongation by RNA polymerase II; transcription initiation at RNA polymerase II promoter
Cellular component (GO): transcription factor TFIIF complex; nucleus
Molecular function (GO): DNA binding; TFIIF-class transcription factor complex binding; RNA polymerase II general transcription initiation factor activity
Source: RefSeq, a predicted model, not a curated record